Molecule: messenger RNA, 3486 nt
Organism: Lolium rigidum
Lineage: Eukaryota; Viridiplantae; Streptophyta; Magnoliopsida; Poales; Poaceae
Product: zinc finger BED domain-containing protein RICESLEEPER 2-like
Exons: 3
Coding region: 591-2996 (801 amino acids)
Molecular function (GO): protein dimerization activity; DNA binding
Source: RefSeq, a predicted model, not a curated record
CUUGGGUCGGGCCACCCACGAACCCACAGAUCCAUCCAGCUCCACGCCCUAACCCUACCCGCAUUCCCCUCUCCGCCGCUUCCGUCGGGUCGCCGGCGUCGAUCUCCCGCUCCCUGAUUCCCCCCCCUGAUUCCGAGUUCCUCACUUUGCCCGCGCUCCCAUUUCCGGCGAAUUUUGAGCUUCCGGUGAGCAGUAUGCAACGCGAUCCCCCGUGCCUUAUUUUUCGGCUCCAAAUUCCGUUCGCUGUCGGCUCCUGUUUGCUGCUACGGACGUGUGCUAGUUUUUCUUCAUAUACUCUUCUUCCGUGUUUUCUUGCUUGUAGUGAGUGAGUUAACCAGCUGAUGGUUUCAGGGGAAACUGUAACAUAUUCUACUAGUGCUGAACGUUAGCUAGCUCGAAUAAAAAGGUCCAUGCUGCCAUUUUACUGCUGACGUUUGCGCCUACCAUUUCUCCAUACGAAAUCGUGCUUAUAAAACUUUGUGCUGUUUUUGUGGUAUAGGUUAAGAGUCAUACCUGUAUUUAGGUGAGAGGUUGCUUACUGUGCUUUCAUUCCGUAUGUAUUUAUCCACUCCGCGGUUUAAUCACGUGCUAUGCUGAAAAUUGAUCGUGCUGUAUCAGCUACAGCUAUGGAACAUGAUGAGCAUGACAGCGACGAUGAUGUGCCACCCGGGCUGGAUUCUGAUGGAGAUGCAUCCAGGUUCAAGAAGAAGAGGUCCAAGGUGUGGGAAGAGUACACGCCUAUAUACAUAAAUGGGGUGAUCCAGAGCGCAGAAUGCCGCUACUGCCGUACGCUCAUGAGUUGCAAGGGUGCUGAGGGACGCUCCAACGGAACGAGCCAUUUGUGGCGACACCAUAAGAACUGUCGAGCAAAAGGAGGAGUUGAUCCGAGCGAGCUACAAGAUACAGACUUUCCAUAUGGUGUGAAUGACAUUGAUCCGGUGAACAUGGUUCUUCCACAGUCACUUGAUGACAUAAACUUGGUAAAUAUUAGUGAGAACAGCAGAUACAGAUCAAAGGUAUGGAUGGACUUCACGCCUGUCUAUGUUGAGGGGAGAAUCCAGGGUGCUGACUGUGUCCAUUGCCACAAGAGAUUUAGUGCAGAAGGUAGAAGUCAUUUGAACCGACACACCCAGUCUUGCUCAGCACGGGUUGGAACUAGUGCAAAUCAUCAGGACAGUUGGUUCUUUUCAUCCAGUGUACAAUCUAGGGUGAAGGAUGAACUUUCACCUGCCUUGACAAAUGGUAAGGUUCAAAUUGCGGAAUAUGCUAGCCGGCUCCUCAAGGGUAAUACUUCUGGUCAUAGAAACCAUCAGAAUCAGCACAUUCUAGCUUUACCAGCAGACAGCAUGACCCCAACAGAACCAAGUAACUUGUCUGCUCACACCAGGAAAUUGGAUCAAGAAGCAUCUUACCAAGAUCUAACUAGGAUGAUAGUAAUGCAUGGUUAUCCCCUGUCAAUUGUGGAGCAUGAAGAAAUGAAAAGAUUUGCGAAGGGCCUCAAUCCUAUGUUUAACAUGGCUUCAAGCCUAGAUAUGGAAGAAUAUUCAACCCUUCUGUUUCAGAAAGAAAAGUCUGACCUUAAGGAGAAAAUUGCACUUUCGUCACAGCGAGUUUCGUUAUCAGCAAGUGUGUGGUUUCCUCACGGAGCUGAGCCCACCAUAAAGUACCUAUGUUUGACAGCGCAUUUUAUUGAUGCUGACUGGAAGCUUCAAAGGAGAAUAAUCAAGUUCGGUGUAUUUUGGUCCGCACCUUCUAAUUUGGAAAGGAUUAUACACCAUAAGGAAGCAUGUGUGCUAGAGUGUGAGAUUGGGGCAUGUAAUGUCAUAUGGGAGGCUAUAAGAGAUUGGAAUCUUGACAGGAAGCUUUUCUGCUUCGCAUCUGUCAGCGAAAUAAGAAACGACGAAAGUAUCUCGAAGCUGAAGGACAUGCUCAUGCAGAGGAACUCUCUUCCUAUUAGAGGUCAGCUGUACAAUAUUGCUUGUGUUGAUGAUGUGCUUAACAGCGUUAUUUUACAAGGGCAACAAAUGCUUUACCUUGUUGGUGAUCUGCUUGAGAGAUUUAUCCAAGCAUGCGUAUCUUCAUCGCUGACUCGGCAGCAACUUCUAGAAGUUGUUACUCAUGUUGGUUUGAAGUGCCCCCAUGAAGAUUCAAAAUGGUGGCACAAAAUUUACUUUAGACUCGAGGUACUUCUGCAUUACAAGAAGUCAUUUCCUUCUGAAGAAUUGGUGUCCCUGGAUGAAAUGAAAAUUGUUGAGCCUAUCUGCAAGAUUUUGAGGGUUUUUUAUCGAGUCAUUGAAGUAAUUUCUGGCUCUGUUUGCCUGACAGCAAAUAUGUACUUCCAUGAAGUAUGGAAAGUGAGGACUAUUUUGCAAGAAGAAGCAUCUACUGAACACACUGACGUUGCUAGCAUGGUUAGAGAGAUGCAGGAGGCAUUCAAUGAAUAUUGGCAAAACUCUUACUUGUGGUUGUCUGUGCCUGUUGUUCUUGAUCCAAGAUUCAAAAUUACUUUUAUUGAGUUCCGUCUUAAACGAGCUUUUGGUGCUGAUGCAGCUAAGUAUGUAAAUGAUGUAACUGAAAUAACAAGGGAAUUGUUUCAUGAAUAUUGUACCUCUAUGGAUCAGUCGAAUAUUCAGACCUCAAAUUGUCAAGCUCACGAUGUCGAAAUGUAUGGAUUUGACAGUGAUUCAUUGGAAGAUUGGGAUCAGCAUCUUACUGCACAGACAAGGAGUCAACUAUUGUCAGAGCUUGACAACUACCUUGAAGAUGGCCUUGUUCCACGGAAGGAUGAUUUUGAUAUUCUAAACUGGUGGAUGAGUCAUUCAUCAAAGUAUCCAACCCUCUCAAUUAUGGCGCAGGAUGUAUUAGCAAUGCCAUGUUCUGCUGUUCAUUGUGAUGCAGCAUUCAGCAGUCGGGGGCCGGUGAUUCAUAAGCAAUGGAGCACAUUAAACAUCAAGACAAUUGAAGCACUUGUGUGUACCCGGGAUUGGAUUAAAUAGGCUACAUGUUAUGCCACAGCACACUUUUUAUUGGAUGAAGGCUACAAUUCGUACAUACCCGUCACUCACUGCUGUUCUAACAUAGGAUGCUAUUGACUAAUUGGCUAAGCUGACUUACCUAUUAUUGUUCCACACAUGUUCUCGCAGCAACCCUGCUAUGUCUCAGAUAUUUCUGCAUAUUCUUCACCCCAGAUUUUUGGUUUCUGGGUGUUAUUCUUCAGGUGUACAUGCUAUGUUGUUUUCUGUGUUUAGACUUUAAGGAUCUUGCCCAGCUGUGUGUGUGUGUGUGUACCGUGCCAAUGGUUUGGCACUGCUUUGACCUGGCGAGGAGGAACACUCGCGUGAACUGUAUAUGAGUCCAUCCGCUGUUCGAUUUACUAGUUACCAAUACUAGUAUGUUCUAUGGAUGUUGUCACUGUAUUAGAUAACCAUGUUGAUGGGUAAAACACAGCAUCAUGAGAUUCAAUUGAAUGCAUUGGAAUCUCGGACA